GCGCGCUCUCCGCCCGCCCUCCGGGAGGAGGUGGACGCGGGAGACCCGGGGCGCCGCUGGGCGCCCAACCAGGCCCACGGAGGGUGCGGGGCGCAGUCCUCCGGCGUCCGGCCUGGGUGACCGCACCGUGGCCCCCCUCCGCCCCCCGGCUUCGUGCACAGCUCGCCGGAGGCCGCCGGCCGCGGAGCCGCCCAGCCUCAGCAGGCCCUGCCGGCCCUCAAAUCUCGGCCCACUUCUGUUCCGGGAUUGGCGGGGAUCAAAUUUUGCACCCAGAUCGGUGCCUGCGCUUGGCCCCAGAGCUGGGCGGAGUCUUCCUCUGAGACACGGCGAGAGAGGGAAUACAGGCAGGGGGAGUGGGAGACGGAGAAGCAGGCUUCCCGUGGAGCAGGGAGCCCGAUGCAGGACUUGAUCCCAGGACCCUGGGAUCAUGACCUGAGCCGAAGGCAGACGCGUAAUGACUGAGCCACCCAGGCGCCCCUGGACUUUUGUUCUUAACAAUGAAGUUUCUUUGAAAGAAAUUGAAGACAGUCAUUCAAAAUGCCUGAAAAUCCUGGUCCAGAUAAACUGCAGGUCCUACAAGUUCUUGAUCGCCUAAAAAUGAAACUGCAGGAGAAGGGGGACACAUCGCAGAAUGAGAAGCUCUCUCUGUUUUAUGAGACACUAAAGAGCCCCCUCUUCAAUCAGAUACUCACACUUCAGCAGUCCAUCAAGCAACUGAAAGGGCAACUCAGCCAUAUACCCUCAGAUUGUUUGGCCAACUUUGAUUUUUCUAGGAAAGGUCUAUUAGUGUUUACAGAUGGUGCCAUUACUAACGGGAAUGCCCAAAGACCCUCUAAUAAUUUGACUGUCUCUGGGUUAUUUCCUUGGACUCCUAAGUCAAGAAAUGAAGACUUUAACUCAGUCAUUCAACAGAUGGCGCAGGGCCGGCAAAUUGAAUAUAUCGAUAUAGAACGGCCUUCAUCCGGAGGCCUUGGAUUCAGUGUGGUGGCCCUGAGAAGUCAAAAUCUGGGAGAAGUUGAUAUCUUGGUGAAGGAAGUGCAGCGAGGGAGUAUAGCAGACAGGGAUCAAAGAUUAAGGGAAAAUGACCAAAUAUUGGCUAUUAAUCACACACCACUGGAUCAGAACAUUUCCCAUCAGCGAGCAAUUGCGUUAUUACAACAAACCACUGGAUCUCUGCAUCUGGUUGUGGCCAGGGAACCCGUCCACAGAAAAAGCAGUACUUCUACCAGGCUAACUGAUACCACUCUGCCUGAAACAGUUCAUUGGGGCCAUAUUGAAGAUGUUGAGCUCAUUAAUGAUGGCUCUGGAUUAGGUUUUGGAAUAGUUGGAGGAAAAUCAAGUGGUGUGGUUGUGAGGACGAUCGUUCCUGGAGGAUUAGCAGAUCGAGAUGGAAGACUCCAGACAGGGGACCACAUCUUGAAGAUUGGUGGCACAGAUGUGCAGGGAAUGACCAGCGAGCAAGUUGCGCAAGUGCUAAGGAACUGUGGAAACUCAGUCCGGAUGCUUGUUGCAAGAGACCCAGUUGGUGCAAUUUCUGUAACCCCUCCCACCCCUGCAGCCUUACCUGUUGCCCUGCCUGCUGUAGCUCACAGGAGCCCUAGUGCUGACAAUUCUGUUUUUGAAACUUAUGAUGUUGAACUCAUUAGAAAAGAUGGACAGAGUCUUGGGAUUAGAAUUGUUGGCUAUAUCGGAACUGCUCAUACAGGGGAGGCUUCAGGGAUUUAUGUGAAAAGUAUAAUACCUGGCAGUGCUGCUUACCACAAUGGCCAAAUUCAAGUGAACGACAAAAUAGUUGCUGUCGAUGGUGUGAAUAUUCAGGGUUUUGCGAACCAGGAUGUUGUUGAAGUAUUACGAAAUGCAGGGCAAGUGGUACACCUAACCCUAAUUCGAAGGAAGACGUCUUCGUCUGCUUCUCCACUCGAAUGGCCUUCAGACACAGGAACUGCUGUAGAACCAUCGGAAACACCAGCCUGCUACCUAACUGGAGCAGUGGAAACUGAAACUGACUUGGAUGGCGGGGAUGAGGAAACUGAAAAAAGAAUGGAUAUUCUGAAAAAUGACAACAUACAAGCCUUAGAAAAAUUAGAAAAGGUCCCAGACUCUACAGAAAAUGAGCUGAAAUCUAGAUGGGAAAACCUCUUGGGCCCGGAUUAUGAAGUAAUGGUGGCUACUUUGGAUACGCAGAUUGCAGAUGACGCCGAGUUACAGAAAUAUUCAAAGCUGCUGCCGAUUCAUACUCUGAGGCUUGGCAUGGAAGUGGAUUCCUUUGAUGGGCACCAUUAUAUCUCUUCAGUUGCUCCAGGUGGUCCUGUUGAUACACUGAACCUCCUGCAGCCAGAGGAUGAGCUUCUUGAGGUCAAUGGCGUGCAACUGUAUGGGAAAUCUCGCCGAGAAGCAGUCUCUUUUCUCAAAGAGGUGCCUCCUCCCUUUACCUUGGUUUGCUGUCGACGAUUAUUUGAUGAUGAAGCUUCUGUGGAUGAACCAAGGAACACUGAAGCCCCUCUUCCCAAGAUGGAGGCUGACCACAGUGUAGGCAUCAAUACUGAAGAUGAUGAUGAUGGGGAAUUAGCACUAUGGUCUCCUGAAGUCAAGAUUGUUGAACUCGUAAAAGAUCAUAAAGGCUUGGGAUUCAGCAUCUUGGAUUACCAGGACCCUUUAGAUCCCACAAGAUCAGUGAUUGUGAUCCGUUCCCUGGUGGCACAUGGUGUCGCAGAAAGAGGGGGAGAGCUGUUACCUGGAGACCGCCUGGUCUCAGUUAAUGAAUACUGUUUGGAAAACACCACACUUGCUGAAGCUGUGGAAGUGUUGAAAGCUGUGCCACCAGGCAUCGUACGCCUUGGCAUCUGUAAGCCUUUGGUGGAAGAUGAUAAAGAGGACGAAAGUCAUUAUAUUUUACAUUCAAACAAUAAUGAAGACGAGACUGAACUUUCAGGAACAAUUCAUGAUACAAAUUCAUCUUUAAUACUUGAAGCACCCAAGGAAUUUAGAGAUGAACCCUAUUAUAAAGAGGAGCUUGUAGAUGAGCCGUUCCUCGAUUUGGGAAAGGCUUUUCAGUCCCAACAGAAAGAGAGAGACAAUAGCAAGGAGGCCUGGGAGAUGCAAGAAUUUCUGACUCCUAGAUUGCAGGAGAUGGGGGAAGAAAGAGAGAUGCUUGUUGAUGAAGAAUAUGAGCUAUAUCAAGAUCACUUUCCGUCCAUGGACUUGUAUCCCUCAUCACACCUUCAAGAGGCUGCUCCUGUUUCCUCUGUGAAGGAACUUCACUUUGGCACUCAGUGGUUACAGGACAACGAACCACCUGAGCUUCAAGAAGCAAGAUCCAUGAGGAGUAUGUAUUCCCAGGAGACGCAGCAGUGUAGCUAUAGCGCUGGAAACAUGAUGAAAGAAAAUUUUGGCAUCGGUUCCCCACCCUCCAUACCCUCAUCUGAAGGAGGCAGUCAACAAAGCAGAUUUGAUGAUCUGGAAAAUCUUAAUUCAUUAACAAAAAGCAGUCUGGAUUUAGGCGUGAUGAUUCCAAAUGAUAUCCAAGGCCCUGGCUUGCUUGUUGAACUCCCUGCUGUGGCUCAAAGAAUGGAGCAAGAUUUGCCCUUAUACCAACUCCCCAGGACCCGAGUUGUUUCCAAGGCCUCGGCAUACAUAGGAACAUCAUCUAGAUAUACCACUGAUGCCUGUGAGUUACCUGAAAGAGAAGAAGGUGAAGGAGAAGAAACUCCAAACUUCAGCCACUGGGGUCCACCAAGAAUUGUUGAGAUAUUUAGGGAACCCAAUGUGUCUCUUGGUAUUAGUAUUGUUGGUGGACAAACUGUUAUAAAACGCCUGAAGAAUGGAGAGGAACUUAAAGGUAUAUUUAUCAAACAAGUUUUAGAAGACAGUCCAGCAGGAAAAACAAAUGCUCUUAAAACAGGAGAUAAAAUACUUGAGGUGUCUGGAGUAGAUUUGCAGAAUGCCUCACAUAGAGAAGCAGUGGAGGCCAUUAAGAAUGCGGGAAAUCCUGUGGUGUUCGUUGUUCAGAGCUUGUCAUCCACUCCAAGAGUCAUUCCUAGUGUGCCUAACAAGGCUAACAAAAUCACCAAUAACCAGGACCAAAACACUGAAGAAAAAAAAGAAAAGAGACAAGGAACAGCUCCACCUCCAGUGAAACUGCCACCUCCUUAUAAAGCUCCGUCUGAGGACAGUGACGAAAAUGAAGAAGAAUAUGCAUUUACCAACAAAAAAAUCAGGCAAAGAUAUGCAGACCUACCUGGAGAAUUGCACAUUAUUGAGCUUGAAAAGGAUAAGAAUGGACUUGGACUCAGCCUUGCUGGUAAUAAAGACCGGUCGCGCUUGAGCAUAUUUGUGGUGGGAAUUAACCCAGAAGGACCUGCUGCCACGGAUGGGCGAAUGCGUAUUGGAGAUGAACUGUUGGAGAUAAACAAUCAGAUCCUGUAUGGAAGAAGUCACCAAAAUGCAUCUGCCAUUAUUAAGACCGCCCCAUCAAAGGUCAAGCUGGUUUUCAUCAGAAAUGAAGAUGCAGUCAAUCAGAUGGCUGUUACCCCCUUUCCAGUACCAUCAAGCUCCCCGUCUUCUGUUGAGGAUCAGAGCGGUACUGAACCUGUUAGCAGUGAGGAAGAUGGCAGUCUCGAAGUUGGUAUUAAACAGUUGCCUGAAAAUGAAAGCUCCAAACUGGACGACAUCUCCCAGGUGGCUGGUCAGGGCGUGGUGGCAGGUCACCAGAAGGCACUGGAGUGCCCAACUGACAAUGCUGUCAGCCAGAUGAAACAGCAAAAAUAUUCAACAAAAGUCUCCUUCAGUUCACAAGAGAUAUCUUUAGCACCAGCUCCAUCAUACCAUUCCACGGAUGUGGAUUUCACAAGCUAUGGUGGUUUCCAGGCCCCUCUGUCAGUGGACCCAGCCACGUGUCCCAUUGUUCCUGGCCAGGAAAUGAUUAUAGAAAUAUCCAAGGGACGUUCAGGUCUUGGUCUCAGCAUUGUGGGAGGAAAAGACACACCUUUGGAUGCUAUAGUUAUACACGAAGUCUACGAAGAAGGAGCAGCAGCCAGAGAUGGAAGACUUUGGGCUGGUGACCAGAUAUUAGAGGUUAAUGGGAUUGACCUGAGGAGCGCCAGCCACGAAGAAGCCAUCACAGCCCUGAGGCAGACCCCCCAGAAGGUGCGACUGGUCGUGUAUAGAGAUGAGGCACACUACAGGGAUGAGGAGAACUUGGAGGUUUUCCCGGUGGAUCUGCAAAAAAAGGCUGGCCGAGGACUGGGUCUGAGCAUCGUUGGGAAGCGAAAUGGAAGUGGAGUGUUUAUUUCUGACAUCGUGAAAGGUGGAGCUGCAGACCUUGAUAGGAGAUUGAUUCAGGGAGAUCAGAUCUUAUCUGUGAAUGGGGAGGACAUGAGAAAUGCUUCACAAGAGACAGUGGCCACUGUCCUCAAGUGUGCACAGGGGCUGGUGCAGCUAGAGAUUGGAAGACUCCGAGCUGGUUCCUGGACCUCCUCAAGGAAGACCUCACAGAAUAGUCAGGGAAGCCAGCACAGCGCACACAGCAACUUCCAUCCCUCCCUGGCUCCUGUCAUCACCAGCCUACAAAACCUGGUUGGCACAAAAAGAGCUACAGAUCCUUCCUCCAAAAGUUCAGGCACAGAUAUGGGACCAAGGACCGUUGAGAUCAUCAGGGAGCUCAGCGAUGCCCUUGGAAUCAGUAUCGCCGGAGGAAAAGGAAGUCCCUUAGGAGAUAUCCCAAUAUUUAUUGCCAUGAUUCAGGCCAGUGGUGUGGCUGCCCGUACACAGAAACUUAAGGUUGGAGAUCGGAUUGUCAGCAUUAAUGGGCAACCUUUGGAUGGGCUGUCUCACGCGGAUGUGGUUAAUCUGCUAAAGAACGCCUACGGGCGCAUUAUCCUGCAGGUUGUAGCAGAUACCAACAUAAGCGCCAUAGCAACUCAGCUUGAAAACAUGUCUACAAGCUACCACCUUGGUUCUCCCGCUGCUGAACACCAUCCAGAAGACACAGACGUGCAUUGUGUUUUCAGAACACCUCCACCUAAGAUUAUUACUUUGGAGAAAGGCUCUGAAGGAUUGGGGUUUAGUAUUGUAGGGGGUUAUGGAAGUCCCCAUGGAGACCUGCCAAUUUAUGUCAAGACUAUAUUUGCAAAGGGAGCAGCUGCAGAUGAUGGCCAGUUGAAGCGAGGCGAUCAGAUUUUAGCUGUCAAUGGCGAGACGCUGGAAGGUGUUACUCAUGAGCAAGCUGUGGCCAUUCUAAAACACCAGAAAGGGACUGUAAUCUUAACUGUGCUGUCGUGAGCCCCGGGUCCUAAUCACAAGAUAGAUGUUGUAGAGUAUCCAUAGGAAGAUGAAGCUCUGAGAGAGGAUGAAAAGCAGCCUCCACUAGAAUCCACCUUCAUUUACCCCCUCACCCUCUUUGCUCAGGAGAGGCGGCUAGAUGUCACGGGAAUUGUCCAAAUCAACCUUCAGCCUCUUGGUGAGGUGAAUUUCUAAACCUAGAACGAGUCUUACCUGAUUUGCAUCUCACAUCCAUGUUUAGCCACUAGUAGUAACUGGUUCUGAUUCUGUUUGCUGCAACCGAAGUUAACCACCUCUCAUUCCUGUGCCCUUCUCUGCCCAUCCCUCCUCGCUAAGAGGCUUACAGCAAGCUCACAUGUCCUCUGAUGAACAGAAACAAAUGUUAAGCAACUUGUCAUCUCACUCAUGAUUUACUUAUGCUAAUUGUCUCUUCAGGUAUGCCAGAAAACAUUAAUAGUGUAAUUAACUUACCAUUGAUCCCCAUGAUGAAACACCCAAGUCUCCUAUGGGAAAUUAUUGUGCUCUUUUCUGCACGACUUAGAGUCAGAUAUGUCUCAAAUUUGUUUCUCUGGAUAGAUCUUUAUAAGCUAGUCAUUGGUGAUUAUGAUGAGUCCAUUUGCAGACUGUAAUCUGAAAAUUCUGGAAGGCUUUCUAGUUGUUUUCUUGGCUACAUAAACGUAUACCACUGAGCAAAUGCACCUUGUUCUCCACAGGAACAAUUAGCAUCCAUGUUCUGAAUUCUAACCGUGCUAACUCAUGUUCAAGUCCAGGAAGUUCAGCUGGAGUUAAUGGCAUCUCAGUAGGCAGCAUCAUUGCCUCCCCUUCAGUCUUCAGACAAGCAGGUAUAAGCCCCAGAACCAGUCUGCAGAGAUCAGUAAGUUUUCCCUCAAGUCAGAUGAGGUCUGGGUGGCCUUGGGCUUGUGCAAAGUGGAGUGACAAAUUUGAGCAUCCUUCCCCUUGGCUCCCUACUGGUCAAUCUAGCAGCACAAACUGUAGGAACAUAGGGAUGGAGCAGCAUGCUUGGCCACCAAGUGACUGUGGAAAUGAACUCAGCCUAAGAGUCAGUGAGGGGGCUACUUGACUAAUGUUUCCUGAUCUUCAGGAAGCCUCUCAUUUGCUAAAGUUUUACAUGCUAAGAAAGCAACGGCAGCAGAAAAUACAAAAAUACCUUUAAGGUUGAAUAGAGGCAUUCUUAUUUAGGUAUUAGCAGGAGGUGGCGGGGAGAGAUGCUUAUCAGUGAAUGUUAUAGGUUCUUCUGUAAAAAAUGUACCAUGAAAGAUGAGGACCAGGAUCAGUAAUAGAAGUAGUUUAGUAUCUUUGAACUAAAACACAAUGCUACAAAUGGUUCACAGUCGUUAACAAAAUGGAAUGGGCUCUGAUUUUAAAAUGUUAUUUAAUAAUCACAGAUUUUAAUUGAGAAUUACCUUUGAGUAGAAGUAAUCACAAAGUGCAUUAACUCUUGUUGGAAUAUUUUGUGGUUAUUCCAAAGUAUAGAGUGCCUAAAUUUUAUGUUGAAUAAUAUGUUUCAUGACUGGUAUUAAGUUUUCUGAAGUGACAUAUGGCUUUUGGAAUUUCUAACAUACCCAAGAUGUGCAAUGUUGUUAGAACCUUGUCUUUCAGUGCAUGAGAAGCUAUCAACCUCAGAAGUUCUAUGCUAAUUGUACCUGCGAGAACACCUGAGGCAGCCAAGAAGAAAUGAAGCCCAAAUAAAACUUGAAAAUGCACCUUAAAAAAAGUGUGUGUGUCUGUGCACACGCAUGUGUAUACACACACACACACACCUAAGACUUCAUAUAUUUUGAAAUGUGAUUCUGCUUGAUUGUGAUGGAAUGGCCAUUAAAUACACAUUUGAAAUACUA
This is a messenger RNA of Mirounga angustirostris (Northern elephant seal), 8138 nucleotides long. RefSeq names its product PATJ crumbs cell polarity complex component (gene PATJ). NCBI's taxonomy places the organism in Eukaryota, Metazoa, Chordata, Mammalia, Carnivora, Phocidae. The transcript is spliced from 46 exons. The coding region runs from base 538 to 6279 and encodes 1913 amino acids. Gene Ontology annotation, molecular function: protein binding. The record is from RefSeq and is a predicted model, not a curated record.